Molecule: messenger RNA, 2982 nt
Organism: Fomitopsis serialis
Lineage: Eukaryota; Fungi; Basidiomycota; Agaricomycetes; Polyporales; Fomitopsidaceae
Exons: 8
Coding region: 1-2982 (993 amino acids)
Source: RefSeq, a predicted model, not a curated record
AUGGAUAAUCGCCCCCUUUCGCAAUCCUCGCUCGACCCAGGCCUACUAGCUGGUUUCACGCCUGCCCAGCUUGCACAGCUUCGCCGGGCUCUCGACUCGACUCCGACAGCAUCGUCGCCAGGCCCUCAGGGUCCCACCAUGUCGUCGUCAGCUCCCAACACUGGACAGCCUGAUGCAUCGCCUGCUGCUGCGAGUGCUGCACCUCCGAUCACGCCAUAUCACAGCCAUCGGAGCCACCUGUCGUUGUCGUCGCUGGCCCCACCUGAACCUCCGCAACUCGCAUUUUCGGCUGCCCCUGCCCCCCUGUUUCCUACUUAUGGGUCUCAGCCAGCACCUUCGCUCGGCUUCCCAGGUGUUAUGCAGGCUGCGAUGCCACUUGCUGCCCCCUCGCCGACCCAGCCAUUCGUCGGGUUCAAUGCGACACAAGCACCAGGCACCUCGCAGCGAGUCAACAUCGAGAGGCGAACAUCAGCUGCUCGUAAUGCAGCUGGUCCAAGUCGGCAGCCUCGUGGGGCGAGCUCGGCUCCCCGAGCGACCCGAUCGCGACGCAGCCAGGCUCCGGUCGUCCCCCGGGGCAUACACAAGGAGAUAGGCCCAUGCCUGACUGAAGCUGGUCAAUUGCGGCUCGUCGCUCAUGUAUACCCUCCUUCUCUCGCUCCAGAUGCCGAAUCGAUGGGCUACAAGUUCCCCCUUUUCCAGUUUCGCUACUCCACCAUGCGAGACUACCUCAACUCCUUCGGCCUUGCGCGCACGUAUGAGCGCCCUUUCGAAACAUCCAUCGUCACUUUUGUUGAGGAUAUUAUCGCCGAUCUCAGGGCGUCACCUCUCGGCUACGAUUUCGCCCAGGUACUCAAUUUCUCGCAGCAUCGCCACGAACAGCUCGAGCUUCAGCUUCUGUCGCUGCAUAACAAGGGUACUCCCACCCAAGAUGGACAGGCAUGGCUCCAUCGCUACCCUGUUGCACCAGACAUGACCAUCGCCACCCUCGCGUCGUCUAUGUUUGUCUUGUACUUCUGUAAGCCUCGUCUCUGUAUCCGGGAUGGUGCACUUCAUGUCUACUUCGUCGUUGCCAAUGCCCCAGUCUCGCUUCGCCUUCCCUCUGCCCUCCCUGAUAGCCCGCCUCUUCCGCAUACCUGCAUUUCGGACGGAUUCUAUAAUGGGCUGCCACGCGAUGGGACACCUGGAUCGGGGCAUGCUCGCGAUAGCAAUGUGCUCUGUGAUUCGACGUGCCUAGCCAGAGACUCGGAGCUUACUAGUAGUAGCGACACCGAUGACGAGGUUGAAGAAGCCCUUGGCCUAGUUGGCCCUACUAGUCCUGGGUUGGAGUCGCUCAGCCUCGACGAUGGACCUGCUGGUCCAACUGCUCCUGCGGCAGUGUCCAAUGCUCCGAGCCACCCCCGACAACGAGUAUCGGCGCGGCUGCGCAGAGCUGGGCAGGCACAACUAUCAUCGAUCCCUGCUCUGCAGCGAACACAGACUAUACCAUGUUUCGUGCUGGACUUGAUCCCUCCUCGACUGGGAUGGUCGACUCCAUAUCGUCCGGCGUCUGGGUCCUACCACCCUGCUGUACGAUGCGAGGCUCUAGCAGAGCUCAGGAAUGCAGUUUUUGAGGCUGCAUCUGAUGGCCAGAGGCCUUCUUGUCGCCUCCGAAUCGACGGUUCUGACGUGCCGCAUAUGGCAGUCAUCUUCAAGGACAUGCUUGGCCAGGCUGCAGUCAACGGCGACUUCACCCACAUCCUUGCCAUGAAUCGAUCGUUCCGCGCCAUACAGCACCACGAAGUUGGCGACCUGCCUCUUGUUGCGUCGUUCGGCGAUGGGCUUGAACGGCAGACAAUGAUGGUACUGCUCGCAGAAUUCUCUCGCUGCUUACCAUCGUACUUCAUGACGAGGCUUGGCGAGAACUCCAACGUCCUUGCUUGCCCUCCGCGAGCCUUGAGUCCUGCACAGAAGGAAGAGCUUGGGGCCCUCGGUGCCAUCGUCGGCCUCUGCUUGGUGAAUGGUAUGGCAAUCCCGAAGAUCGCAGGAGAAUGGUUGAUCUAUCUUCUCAAUGGCUGCAACUUUGAGGCGAUCACGCGCGAGGUCACACAGGCCUUCCAUCCUCGUCUCGCAGCGGAGAUCAUCCAGCUCGACAGCAUUGGGACGACUGGCGAUCUCACACCAUUUGAAGAAGACUUUGUCAUUUACCUUGGGAAGCAUACUGCAUUAUACACGAUUCGUGACGAAGAAACCCAUGCUGCUUUUGCCCCAAUGCUCCUGUACAAGGCUCUGCUAGGCGACGACACUGUUGCAGAGCAUACCGAUACUCGUGCUUUCCGCGCAGGCUUCGAGUUGCCGUGUCACAACGGGUUCACGUUGUCGAAGGCUGCUCAAGCAUUCGCCGGUGGACCAGCUGCACUCGUGAUGGCGGCCUGUUCGACGCGAAUUGGCAGCUACGAAAGCCUCAAGCCUUACCUCGAUAUUAUCGUCAAGCACACAGUCCCUCUUCCCCUGAAGACGAUAGCCUUCGACGAUGGGCGUGCCAGUCUAGGGGAUGUGGUCAGGGGCUUCCUCCAGCGCACAGGCAUUCCCUGCGCUGCGUCGUUCGAGAGGAAGCGAGCUGCCGGGACGUUCACCUCUGACCUCGUUUCACUUGAAGAGAUCGACUCUCCGAGCUUCCGCCCUCGCAUGCUCGCCAUCGCUGCCACUGGCUCCGACUCGAUUGUGGGUAGCGAGAAAAUCAAGAUCACUUUCGUCGGCAAUAGUGACGAGGCGUAUGCCUGCCCUGUCGCGAGCCGCGCAUUCUGCGAAAAGGAAGGCAUCGUCAGCUGGCAGACAUGCUUCAAGGAGGGUGUCGUUCCGACUGCCUACCUCGCACAGCUCGUCCACGAGGUAUACGAUCCAAAUUCGGUGGACAAGCCGACAUCCCUCCUCAAUGCAAUCGACAGCUGGCUUCUUGAGGAAUUGCUUUCUGCGAUCACCAGUCCCCACGGUGGUAUCCUUUAA